ACUGCUUUCUUGGGAAGAUGGCGGCUGUGUCGGUGUAUGCUCCACCAGUUGGAGGCUUCUCUUUUGAUAACUGCCGCAGGAAUGCCGUCUUGGAAGCCGAUUUUGCAAAGAGGGGAUACAAGCUUCCAAAGGUCCGGAAAACUGGCACGACCAUCGCUGGGGUGGUCUAUAAGGAUGGCAUAGUUCUUGGAGCAGAUACAAGAGCAACUGAAGGGAUGGUUGUUGCUGACAAGAACUGUUCAAAAAUACACUUCAUAUCUCCUAAUAUUUAUUGUUGUGGUGCUGGGACAGCUGCAGACACAGACAUGACAACCCAGCUCAUUUCUUCCAACCUGGAGCUCCACUCCCUCUCCACUGGCCGUCUUCCCAGAGUUGUGACAGCCAAUCGGAUGCUGAAGCAGAUGCUUUUCAGGUAUCAAGGUUACAUUGGUGCAGCCCUAGUUUUAGGGGGAGUAGAUGUUACUGGACCUCACCUCUACAGCAUCUAUCCUCAUGGAUCAACUGAUAAGUUGCCUUAUGUCACCAUGGGUUCUGGCUCCUUGGCAGCAAUGGCUGUAUUUGAAGAUAAGUUUAGGCCAGACAUGGAGGAGGAGGAAGCCAAGAAUCUGGUGAGCGAAGCCAUCGCAGCUGGCAUCUUCAACGACCUGGGCUCCGGAAGCAACAUUGACCUCUGCGUCAUCAGCAAGAACAAGCUGGAUUUUCUCCGCCCAUACACAGUGCCCAACAAGAAGGGGACCAGGCUUGGCCGGUACAGGUGUGAGAAAGGGACUACUGCAGUCCUCACUGAGAAAAUCACUCCUCUGGAGAUUGAGGUGCUGGAAGAAACAGUCCAAACAAUGGACACUUCCUGAAUGGCAUCAGUGGGUGGCUGGCCGCGGUUCUGGAAGGUGGUGAGCAUUGAGGCCCAGUAAGACACUCAUGUGGCUAGUGUUUGCCGAAUGAAACUCAACUCAAUAAAAAACAAAAACCAAAUUGGGCAGCUGA
This is a messenger RNA of Homo sapiens (human), 984 nucleotides long. RefSeq names its product proteasome 20S subunit beta 7 (gene PSMB7). Gene Ontology annotation, cellular component: proteasome complex; nucleus; cytoplasm. Gene Ontology annotation, molecular function: threonine-type endopeptidase activity. Gene Ontology annotation, biological process: protein catabolic process. The transcript is spliced from 8 exons. Bases 18 to 851 code for a protein of 277 amino acids. NCBI's taxonomy places the organism in Eukaryota, Metazoa, Chordata, Mammalia, Primates, Hominidae. The record is from RefSeq and is marked reviewed.